This is a messenger RNA of Pelobates fuscus (common spadefoot toad), 2593 nucleotides long. RefSeq names its product keratin, type II cytoskeletal I-like. The record is from RefSeq and is a predicted model, not a curated record. The coding region runs from base 81 to 1991 and encodes 636 amino acids. The transcript has 10 exons. Gene Ontology annotation, biological process: keratinization; intermediate filament organization. Gene Ontology annotation, cellular component: keratin filament. NCBI's taxonomy places the organism in Eukaryota, Metazoa, Chordata, Amphibia, Anura, Pelobatidae. Gene Ontology annotation, molecular function: structural constituent of skin epidermis.
GGGGCACAGAUUCCUUCGUCGCUUCUGUUCCUUUACAAAGCUUUCAUUAUUCCCCUUUAAACUAGUUUUCAGAGAACACCAUGGCAUAUAGUAGGAGAAGUUUUGGUGGUGGUGGUGUCAGGGGAGGUGGCAAAGGCUUUAGCUCCCUCUCAGUUGGUGGAGGUGGAGGUGGAAGGAUAAGUGUAGGGUCUAAAUCGGGUGGCAACUUUGGAGGACAAAGUCUACACAAUUUUGGUGGGAGGAUGAAAACCUCAAUUAGUGCAACCAGUGUUCGAGUUGGGGGAGGAUAUGGUGGUGGAGUAGCAGGGGGAUAUGGUGGAGGUGGAUAUGGUGGAGGUGGUGGAGGAUAUGGUGGAGGUGGUGGAGGAGCAGGGGGAUAUGGUGGAGGUGGUGGAGGAGCAGGAGGAUAUGGUGGUGGUGCAGGGGGAUUUGGUGGAGGUAUUGGAAGUGGUGGAGGAGCAGAAGGAUUUGGUGGUGGUGGUUUUGGUGGGCAAGGUGGAUGGGGCGGCCCUGGAGGUGACCCUGGCUUUCCAGUUUGCCCACCUGGUGGAAUUCAGGAGGUCACAAUUAACCAAAGUCUUUUACAACCAUUGAAUGUUGACCUCGACCCAGCCAUCUCAAAGAAUAAAACAGAAGAAAAAGAACAAAUCAAAGUACUCAACAACAAAUUUGCUACUUUCAUUGACAAGGUUAGAUUCCUGGAACAGCAGAACAAAGUGCUAGAGACAAAAUGGAGCCUUUUACAAGAGCAAGGGCAGAAAGGUGGCUCACAGAAACUCAACCUAGAGCCAAUUUUUGAAGCCUACAUAAGCAAUCUGCGGAGGCGGCUUGACAGCAUACUAGGCGACAAGGGGCGUUUAAGCAAUGAAUUAAAGAAUAUGCAAGACCAAGUAGAAGACUUCAAGAAAAAAUAUGAAGAUGAAAUUAAUAAACGAACUAAAGCAGAAAAUGAUUUUGUGGUGCUUAAGAAGGAUGUAGAUGGUGCAUACAUGAAAAAGGUACAGCUGGAGACCAAUGUGGAUCUUUUAAACAGUGAAAUUGAAUUCCUGAGGAGACUAUAUGAUGCUGAAUUGUCAGGAACUCAAGGACAAACCACAGAUACUUCAGUCAUCCUGUCUAUGGACAACAACCGCGAUUUCAACACAGAUGAUCUUAUCAGGCAACUGAAAGCCCAAUUCCAAGAGCUUGCAGAUAGGAGUAAGGCAGAGGCAGAGGCAGCGUUUGAUUACAAGUACCAACAGCUUCAAGUAGAAGCAGGACGAUAUGGUGAUAAUCUAAAGAGCUCUAAGAACGAGACUGCAGAAUUGAACCGCGCAAUCCAGAGACUAAAAGCGGAAAUCGAGGCUGUAAGGAAACAGAUUGCAGCUAUCCAGAAGGAAAUUGCUGACGCAGAGAAACGUGGGGAAAGUGCUCUGAAAGAUGCUAGUAAGAAAUUGACUGACUUGGAAGCUGCUCUGCAGAAGGCCAAGGAAGAAUUGGCUCGCCAGCUACGUGAAUGCCAGGAACUCAUGGCCGUUAAACUGGCUCUUGAUAUUGAAAUUGCUACCUACAGGAAACUACUGGAAGGAGAGGAGGGGAGAAUGUCUGGACAGAUUGUCAGCAAUGUCAGCGUCUCUGUGGUCAGCGGAAGUUCAUCCACUUUUGCUGGUGGAGCAGGAGGAGGAGGAGCUGGUGGCGGAGGAAGCUAUGGAUCUGGUGGUGGAGGAGGAUAUGGAUUUGGUGGCGGUGGAGGAGGAGGAGGAAUUGGAGGAUAUGGCUCAGGAGGAGGGUAUAUCUCUGGGGGAGGAGGUGGACAUUCAGGUGGAGGAGGAUAUUCAGGCGGCGGUGGAAAUAGCUCAGGUGGAGGAGGAUACAGCUCAGGAGGAGGAGGGUAUAGCUCAGGUGGAGGAGGAGGAGGAGGGUAUAACUCAGGUGGAGGAGGGUAUAGCUCAGGAAGCAGAAGCUCAGUAGCAGUUGCACAUACAACAUCCACAACAAAGAAGACCUAUUAACACAGCUAUAGUCGUCAAAGUCUAACCUCACUAUACCUUUUUCAUUAAGCCCCAAAUUGGUCAAGUUUGACUAUUCCAUUUAAAUAUAUCAUCCUGUUUAUAUUUUACCAGUAAACCCUUGGUUAGAAUGCAGUAAUACCAUUUUACAGUACACCGUGACACUGCAAAUGACAUGUCAAAGAUUAGAAAUAAUACCAAGAUUCAUAUUGUUAUAUCUAUUCUGUAAGUAACAGCAAUAGCCUAGUGUAUGCACUGUGUAUGAAUGAACUAUGAUAUUCCGACAACAUACUGGGGGAUUUGUGUAAAGACAUCAUGGACUAGGUAGCUUUAAUGCCAGAGAAAUAAAGCUCUUCAACUCUGAUAAAUUGUCUUAAUAAUGCACCACUGGAAAGUGGUGCCCUUUAUGCAGUGAAUGUUCUGCGGGUGUUAACAGCCAUGUGUCUUAUUUUCCCUGCUUGUCUUUAUUUUUUGAAUUUUUGGGAGGGAGGGAUCCUUGGUGUUAUGUAUAUAAAACACUUCUGAUGCAUUUUGGGGUCUUUCAGCUCCAGGCUACAAAUUCUUGACUUUUCUGUAAAACUUUAAUAAAGAGCAUGUGGAUCUUA